This is a messenger RNA of Phragmites australis (common reed), 1495 nucleotides long. RefSeq lists its product as uncharacterized. The coding region runs from base 252 to 1280 and encodes 342 amino acids. NCBI's taxonomy places the organism in Eukaryota, Viridiplantae, Streptophyta, Magnoliopsida, Poales, Poaceae. The record is from RefSeq and is a predicted model, not a curated record. The transcript is spliced from 6 exons.
AAACCGAUCGAUUGGGAUUGGACUCCGGUGAAGACCGGAGCGUCGACGAGCUUGGCAAGUGGCGACUGCCUGAGCUCGGGAACUCGACCUUCCUCGCCGCUUCUCGUGGCUUCGUGCUCCACCUCCACUUGGUCGGUGAAUCCUGCUUCCCUUCGGUCCUCCCGUUCCUGAACCAAUCGACACCUGAACUGAGCUCCAGUUCUUCGGUUAGAUCUUGCCCCUUCACCUCUCCAUCGGCAUUGGGUUUCUUGAUGGGAGAGAGUAGUAGGCAGGAACCGGGGGUCCGCCUCCAAGCGGAUGGUUGGUUGCAGAAGCCUCCGUUGGGAUUCAACAGCAUCAUGCAGAUUCCCGAUAAGAUUCAGAACUCUCUUAAGGUGCAUUUUGGGCGUUUCGUGAAGAAGAAUGGUGCUGGCCGCGGUAUGAGUGCUGAAAUGCCGUCAGAGAAGGUGAGUGAAUCGUGUAAUGCUACUGCUGCUGCUGCUGAGGUUAGCUUGGACAGGCAGGUCCAAGCUUGGAAGAACAAUCCUAGUUGGACCGAUGAGCCUCCAGAAAUCAAGGUGACUGUACCAGAAGGUUCUCUUUGCAACCUCAAUCUAAGAUUUAAAGCAGGAUUACCACCGGAUGCUGUUUACAACAUCAUAAUUGAUCCCGAGAACAAAAGAGUGUUCAAAAAUAUCAAGGAAGUAAUAUCGAGGAAAGUCUUGCUUGACGAAGGAUCAAGGCAAAUAGUUGAAGUGGAGCAGGCAGCAAUCUGGAAGUUCCUCUGGUGGUCUGGCAUCUUGUCAGUUCAUGUUUUUGUUGACCAGAACAGAAAAAAUCACACUGUAAAGUUUAAGCAGGGGCGGACAGGUUUUAUGAGAAAGUUUGAGGGUUGCUGGAGGAUAGAACCCCUCUUCGUUGACAAGGAAGUAUGCCUUCCUCUUAAUCCACGUGCAUUGGAAGAAUAUGAAUCUUGUACUGAUGGCAGGGGCAGAAUAGGAUCUGCCAUUACCUUGGAUCAGCUUAUUGAGCCAAAUCUUUUGCCUCCACCGCCCAUUUCAUGGUAUUUGAGAGGGAUCACCACAAGGACAACUGAGAUGUUGGUGAAUGACUUGAUAGCGGAAACUGCUCGGCUGCGAGGCAUCUCAAACAAUGUGGAUGGCAAGCAAGAUAUUGAAGAAACAGAUAUUAACAAAAGUCGUCCGACAAAUGAGUGUGAUGACCUUAAGGAAAGGUGGCGACAGAAAAGAAAAAGUGGACGGCAUGGAAACACCCUUAGAUUAACAAGUCAAUUGCUGUAAGAUAAGCUAUGAAAAAACACUCAUCUUAGGACAGAUUGUAUUUUAGGGCCAAUUUACCUGUAUCCUAGUGUUCAAGGUUUUGGUUCUUGUAGAUGAUAUGGUGUAAGAUUGUUAAUAACUUUGUCAUUGUUUGACAAAGGGCUCUUUUUGAACAUUUAGUAAGCUAGUUGUUCAAUAUUACAUGUCUGAUGUGAAUAAAAUUCUACUUCAGUUGA